AUGGACGAGCUUUUCGAUGUUUUCGACGCUCAACCUGACGCGCAAAACGAGUCACACAGCGAGCCCGAACCUGAGACUGAGGUUGCCGAGCCCCCUCAGAAGUCGCGCAAGAAGGACAAAAAGAGCAAGAAGCGCAAGGCCGAUGGCGGAAUGAAGAAUGGCGUCGCCGACAAGCCAGAGGACGACGACAUGCCCGACGCCGAUGAGACCUCCAAGGAUGGCCAGGACGCUGAUGAGGCAGAGGAUGCUGCCGCUUCAUCCGACGAACAGCAGGAGCCCCACAAAGACAAGCGGAGGAAGAAGGAAGACGAGGCCCAGCCUGUCUUGACCGACACCUUCCAGACUGCUCAGUCCCGAGAGGUUGCUGGUGCUGCUGUCUUCACUCCAGCCCAGGACGAAUCGCUCGUUCUGUCCCACAACAUCCAGCACCAAGUCGCCCUGCCGCCUGACCUGGACUACGAAUACAUCCCCCUCUCCGAGCAUAAGCCGCCCGCGGAGCCAGCACGCCAGUACAGCUUUAAGUUAGAUCCCUUCCAGGCGCUGUCUGUCGCUUCGAUUGAGAGGGAGGAGAGUGUGUUAGUCUCCGCCCACACCUCUGCCGGAAAGACGGUCGUCGCCGAAUACGCGAUUGCGCAAUGUCUGAAGCGCAAUCAGAGAGUCAUUUACACGAGUCCCAUCAAGGCCCUCAGCAACCAGAAAUACCGAGACUUCGAGGCACUAUUUGGCGAUGUCGGUCUGAUGACUGGUGAUGUCACGAUCAAUCCCACCGCCAGUUGCUUGGUCAUGACGACCGAGAUUUUGCGCUCCAUGUUGUACCGUGGUUCCGAGAUCAUGCGCGAGGUUGCUUGGGUCGUCUUUGACGAAAUUCACUACAUGAGAGACAAGACUAGAGGUGUCGUUUGGGAAGAGACCAUCAUUCUUCUUCCUGAUAAGGUCCGCUACGUCUUCCUGUCCGCCACCAUUCCCAACGCCUUCCAGUUUGCGGAAUGGAUUGCCAAGAUUCACCACCAGGCAUGUCACGUCGUCUACACCGAUUUCCGUCCGACGCCCCUUCAAAACUAUUUCUUCCCUGCCGGUGGUAACGGUAUCUUCCUUGUUGUCGACGAGAAGGGCGUGUUCAGAGAAGGCAACUUCCAGAAGACCAUGUCCCUCAUCGAGGCGGGCAAGGGUCAAGACCCCAACAACGCAAACGCAAGUUGGAAGGGCAAGGGAGCCAAGAAGCAGACGCAAAAGGGUGGACAGGCGUCCGACAUGAAGUCUGAUAUUUCCAAGAUUAUUCGCAUGAUCAUGCAGAAGAGCUUCCACCCUGUCAUUGUUUUCAACUUUAGCAAAAAGGAGGUUGAGAACCUGGCUCUGCAGAUCUCUCACUUCCAGUUCAACAACGACUCGGAGCAGGCCAUGGUUAAGACCGUGUUUAACAACGCCAUCCAGAGCUUAUCUGAGGCUGAUCGCGAGCUUCCCCAGAUCCAGAACCUGCUUCCCCUGUUGCAAAAGGGUAUCGGUGUGCAUCACUCUGGUCUUCUCCCCAUUCUGAAGGAGACCAUCGAGAUUCUGUUCCAAGAGUCUCUGAUCAAGGUGCUUGUCGCAACAGAGACCUUCUCCAUUGGUCUCAACAUGCCCGCCAAGACCGUCGUCUUCACCCAGACCAACAAGUGGGAUGGAGUUCAACGGAGACCUCUUACCCCGUCCGAGUACAUUCAGAUGUCUGGUCGUGCUGGUCGUAGAGGUUUGGAUACGCGUGGUAUUGUCAUCAUGAUGAUUGACGACAAGAUGGAGCCUGAUACUGCCCGCGGCAUGGUCGUGGGUGAGCAGGAUCGUCUUAAUUCCGCCUUCUACCUCGGCUACAACAUGAUCCUCAACCUCUUGAGAAUCGAGGCUAUUUCCCCCGAGUUCAUGCUUGAGCGUUGCUUCCAUCAGUUCCAGACAGGUGCUAGUGUCCCAGCUUUGGAACGUGACUUGGUCGCUCUCCAGCAAGAGAGGGACAGCAUGUCCAUCGCUGAUGAGGCUACAGUCAAGGACUACUACAACCUCCGCAACCAGUUGGAACAGUACACUAGCGACAUGCGCGCUGUCAUUCAGCACCCUGAGCACUGCACCGACUUCAUGCAGCCCGGCCGUCUGGUUCGCAUUCACGACCCCAAGAAGACCAACAACACUAUUGGCGGCACCGACUUCGGCUGGGGUGUCGUGGCGAACCUGAUCCGCCGCGACCGCAACCGCAAGCAAGGCGAGCCAGAGUACCCUCCUCAGGAAUCCUGCCUCAUCGACGUCAUGAUGGUUGUAGACCAGAAGAGCGCACCUGUUGCCGAAGGCUCCAGGCAUUUGACCUCUGAUCUGCCAAAGGGCCUGGUCCCCUACCCGAACCCCGAACAGCCGGACAACGGAGCUCGCUUUGAGAUUAUCCCUUGUCUUCUGACCUGCGUCAAGUCCAUCAGCCAGAUCAGAGUUUUCAUGCCCAAGGACUGCAAAUCCCAGUCCGCGCUUAACGAGGUCGGCAACUCUCUUCGGGAGGUUCACAGACGCUUCCCUGAUGGACUGCCCAUCUUGGACCCUGUUGAGAACAUGGGCAUCAACGACGAUUCUUUCAAAGCCCUGAUGAGGAAGAUUGAGAUGUUGGAGGCGCGCCUCCUCACCAACCCUCUUCACGGAUCACCACUGCUGCCAGAGCUCUACCUUCAGUAUCGCUCCAAGGAGAAACUCGGCGAGCAGAUCAAGUCCAAGAAGAAGGAGAUUGCAAGACUCCACAGCAUUGCGCAGAUGGAUGAGCUCAAGGCGCGCAAGCGUGUCCUGCGCCGUCUUGGAUUCCUUAACGAGUCUGAGGUUGUCGAGCUCAAGGCUCGUGUCGCCUGCGAGAUCUCAUCCACCGAAGGUCACGAACUUGUUCUCGCCGAGCUUCUCUUUGAUCGCUUCUUCAACGAGCUCUCCCCCGAGCUCAUUGCCGCUACACUCAGCUGUUUCGUCCUGGACGAGAAGCUUGAGACGGCAGCUUUGCGUGAGGAAUUGGCCAAGCCCUACCGGGAGGUUCAGGCCAAGGCUAAGCAGGUCGCCAAGGUCAGCCGUGAGAGCAAGCUUGAGCUCAACGAGGAGGAGUACCUGGCUGGUUUCAAGUGGCAAUUGAUGGAGACUGUUUACUCGUGGGCACAAGGCAAGCCGUUUGCAGAUAUCUGUAAAAUGACCAAUGCCUACGAAGGUUCUCUUAUCCGCCUCUUCCGCCGUCUGGAAGAGCUUCUGCGCCAGAUGGGCCAGGGCGCCAAGGUCAUGGGCAGCGACGAGCUUACACAAAAGUUUGAGGACAGUCUCGCCAAGAUCCGCCGUGACAUCGUCGCAGCCCAGAGUUUGUACCUGUAA
Messenger RNA from Colletotrichum acutatum, 3348 nucleotides. Its product is annotated as DSHCT domain-containing protein. The coding region runs from base 1 to 3348 and encodes 1115 amino acids. NCBI's taxonomy places the organism in Eukaryota, Fungi, Ascomycota, Sordariomycetes, Glomerellales, Glomerellaceae. Gene Ontology annotation, molecular function: ATP binding; RNA binding; RNA helicase activity. The record is from RefSeq and is a predicted model, not a curated record. The transcript is spliced from 2 exons. Gene Ontology annotation, cellular component: nucleus. Gene Ontology annotation, biological process: maturation of 5.8S rRNA; RNA catabolic process.